UCCUUUUAGUCCUUUGACUUUGAAGCGUAGGAAGCGAUUACAUUGGACAACCGAGUAGCGUAGAAUCGCCCCCUCUUCCUCCUCCCUCCCUCCCUCUCUCUCCUUGUCUCCGCAACCUUUCUCCUUCAUUCUCAAAUGGGGACUAGUAGUGGGGCCCUCUCUCUUCAAUUCUUUCUUUGAUUUUUCCAAACAAAUUUGAUAUACACAGUUGCAGAGCAGAGCAGAGCAGAGUAAGAAAGAUCAAAGCAAAAUGGGAUUGCUUUCGAAUAAGAUCGAGAGGGAGAUUCUUAAACCUGGGGAUCAUAUCUACUCUUGGAGACACGCCUAUAUCUAUGCCCACCACGGGAUAUAUGUUGGUGAGGGAAAUGUUAUCCAUUUUACUCGGGGAGGAGGCCAGGAAAUUGGAAUAGGAAAUUUUUUAGACCGCAUCAUUGUGAGCUCAUCACCUUCUCGUCCUUCAGAUAAUCCAUGCCCAAGAUGUGGUGAUCAAUCAAGGCUUGAUGGAGUCAUCUCUUCCUGUAUGGAUUGUUUCCUUUCCGGAGGAGAACUCUACAUCUUUGAGUAUAGUGUCUCCCCAGCUCUCUUUAUUGCCAAAGCUCGUGGAGGUACCUGCACUCUUGCUUCUUCUGACUCACCUGAAGAAGUUAUUCACCGUGCUUCUUAUCUCCUCCAGAAUGGUUUUGGUUGCUAUGAUAUUUUCAGGAACAACUGUGAAGACUUUGCAAUAUACUGCAAAACAGGCCUGCUUGUGUAUACUGCCAUUAGUGUGGGCCGGAGUGGGCAGGCAACAGCCAUUCUUGCUGCUGCUAGUGCUAUCCUUUCUUCGCCACUUCGAUUUCUGACUACCAGUUUUGGUGGUCUGGCAGCUGUAGGUUAUGGCAUGUAUUGUUUCAGCCGUUUGGUUUCUGAUAUGGGAGUACGGCGUGAUGUCAAAAAAGUUCCAGUGGAGAUACUUGUUUGCCGCGCUGUCUCAGAUGAGUCAGAGGCUGUAACUGAGAUGGCCAAGGCAGACUAGUCUUUUGACAUGGGCAGGUGUUAUAUGUGUGGUUUGCAGGAAUUUGGUUAUUAUGGUGGCAAUUUAGGACAGUUUGCUUUUGCUAGCCAUUGUUUAUACUUGUGAUUGUGAAUGUGUAAACUGGUUUUCCAUUUAAACAAUUGAUUAUUUUUAAUUAUACAAUAUAUUCAAUUUUAUGUGGUA
Messenger RNA from Quercus robur (English oak), 1198 nucleotides. RefSeq names its product protein LEAD-SENSITIVE 1. The transcript is spliced from 2 exons. The record is from RefSeq and is a predicted model, not a curated record. Bases 251 to 1015 code for a protein of 254 amino acids. Lineage: Eukaryota; Viridiplantae; Streptophyta; Magnoliopsida; Fagales; Fagaceae.